AUGCAAAAGAAAGUGGAUGCCGUUUUGGACCAGUAUUUGGCGGCAGGGCUCAUUCAACAUUCCACGUCUCCGUGGGCUUCUCCUUUUGUUAUCAUUCCCAAGAAGGACGGACCGGUUCGCAUCACCGUCAACUACAAACGUCUCAACGCUCUGGUGGAUUUGGAUGGACAACCUCUCCCUCGAGUGGACGGUAUCUUGGAUUCUCUGUACACCGGGAAAGUGUUCUCCAUCUUCGACCUCAACUCGGCUUUCCACCAGAUCGAUUGUGAUGAAGACACUGUCCCGCUCACCGCCUUUUGCACUCCCACGCAGUUGUUCGAAUGGCUUCGGAUGCCGCAGGUAGCCAACGCAAGUCCGUCUUGGUUCGUCAAGGUCAUCAACAGAGUCGUGCACGGUCUGAAACGUGUGCUUGGGUGUCUGGACGAUGGCACCUGUUUCGAUGAGGAACCUCUGGGGACACGUACGGAACAUGAUCGAGUUCUUCAAACGGCUGCGACAGUGCGGCCUCUCAACUCUCUUCUCAAACAAGGCGUUCCCUUCAAGUACACCCCGGGCAUGGUCAAGGUUGUCAAAACGUUGUUAAGCGAACUCGCUCGCCCCCCGAUUUUGGUCUUCCGCGAUUGGGCAGCAGUCGAGGACAACAGCCGUCCUCUUCGAUUGUGCUCCGACGCGUGUAUCGACGGUUUUGGCGCCUCCUUGGAACAAGAACAGCUCCAUGGCUCGGUGAGACCCAUUGUGUACAUCAGCCGCGCUACUCUUCCUGCGGAGCGUAACUGGACCGUUUUGGAGCUGGAGGCUGGUGGCAUUGUUUGGGCCAUCAAACGCCUUCGCGGUUAUCUAUGGUCGACCAAGAUCAUAAUCUAUUCGGACCGCAAAUCAUUGGAGAGCAUUGGCAAGGUCCCGCUCGACAAACAAGACCUCCCGGACCGCCGCGCGUCUGCUGCAGCCAUCCGCGUCGCCGGCAUCGGCGUUUUCGUCGACUGCUCCUGCGCCGCCGGUGUCUUCGCCGUCAGCGGUGCGCUCUGCAUCACCGUUUUCGCCUUCUCUACAGGUUUCGCCCGGGACUUCGCCCCUCACGAUGUCCCCUUCGCGGACAUCACCACGGACUACGGUUGCCAGUCGCUGGGGCUUCGCCUUCUUCAGCCUCUUCCGUUGGAUCGCCUGAUUUUCUUUUGGAAUCUCCUGAUUCGGACACCUCCCACUCGCGGGCUUGUGUUCAGAGUUUCAGCACUGUGGACUGGGCUAGGGAACAACAGCGGGAGAGCGAGUGUGUGGUGGCUAUGCGUUUUUUGUCUCGCGGUUCUCCCUGCCCACCCCCCUCCGGAUUUGCUCACUCUCCGUGCUCCUCUUCGCUCCCCUCGGGGGUCAGGUACGGUCGUCGGCGUCGACUUCUUCGGACCUCUGCCAGUGACUGCCAAAGGCAACUCCUACAUUUUGUUGUUCAUAGACCGUUUCAGUCGGAGAGCCGACAUGUUCGCGGUUACAGCCGCGGAAUUUACGGCGAAAGGGACAGCUCACAUCUUCGUCAACCAGUACAUGACCAAGUGGGGAUGUCCGACUACGUUAUUGUCGGACAACGGACUGCAUUUCUGCUCGAAGCUCUCCAUGGCGACCUACGAGAUGAUGAAAAUCAAGAAGGUCACCACCAGCUCCUACCACCCGCAGACCAACGGCGGCACGGAACGCGUCAAUCACACGAUGGCCCACAUGCUUGCGGUGGUCGUCAGCGAACAGCAAAACGAUUGGGACGUCCAUCUCCCGCACGUUGAGUUUUCCUACAACAAUUCCGUGAACCAGUCUACUGGACUGGCGCUAAACGAGAUCCACAUCGGACGCAUCCCGCGACUUCCGCUUUCGGUCUUCGAUUAUCCCACGUUUACCGUGGGCGGGUGGGCUUGGGUGCACAACACGGCUGCUACGAUUCGACAGAGUGUGCAGAAGGACACGGACCAACAGGUGCUCAAGGGCAAAUUCGCACUUUCCUGGACGGGGCCCUGCAAAGUUCUCGCGGUGGGUCCCGCUUCUGCCGACGCCACUCCGGACGGCAGCCCGUUGGCGCGUAAACUUCUCUACCUGGACCUGCCUUCCGAUCUUUCCGGCCCAGCGGCUCGAUGUCGCGUGUCUGUCCUUUGUUGCAAGCCCUGUCGCAAUCCGUACGAGACGGACGACUUGCCGCAAUCUCUACCCGCCGAGCUUUUGCGUUGUUUUCUGCACACUUUCGGAAAUAAGUGUCCAUCGUUCCACGUCACCGCGGACGAUGUGUCGGUGCCUAUCGGGCGUCUCGAGGUCGACUACAUCUCGGGACAUCAACUGGUGCGGGGCCGUAGCGGCGUUCUCGCUGUCCUGUACCAGACGCAUUGGUUAGGCCUAAUCACUCCUUCAUGGGAACGGGAAUCCGACCUUGACCAAUUUCGUCGACACAUCCUCUUGUACUGGUCCCGGGAGGUCUGCCAAAGCAAGCAGGGGAUGGCUAAUGUUAAGGAGUGUGGCUGCUAGCAUGAAUAGGGUUCAUCUUAUUGUUGAUAGGAUGCGGGUCGGUCAGGAGGUGUUAGGCAAUCAAGAAGGAGCUGGUUUCUUCGCCCCUCUCUUGUGCGGUCCACAGCUGUGUUCUCUCGUUGUACGUCGGUUCUCAACGUACAUGACUGCUGGAAGCUGCAAUCACAACAGCAAAGUGGUGUACCUAGAGCGAUAACCAGUCGUCCUGUGUGUUUACCAAUAAAUUAAGUUCCCUGUCGUUCGAAGAGAAUGUCGUAAAGCAGCAUGGUAAGGACACAGGCUUCCCUCGUUGGGGGGAGGCCCAGGUCGCAGUGGGCUUUACCCACUACUAGGGGCUGGUAGUUCUCUCAGUUGAGAUUUAGAGAGGGGUUUGUCUAUUUACGCCACCGGUGGCGUUUGUCUAUUUACGCCACCGGUGGCGCAAUUUCGGUCGUUGGAAAGUUAUGCUCGAAAAAGGGGGCUCGGCAUCAAAAGGCGGGCACCAACCACAUAUUCCACCGUAACUCCGUGGCCAAAGCUCCAAUCGACGUCAAACAAAUUGCGCUGGUCGACGGACGUCCAUAGCCAUCGUUCAAGCCAUCUGGGACGUCCAUCCGACCAGUAGAUGCCGAGAUAUGCCCUCCCACGGGGGUACAGUGCCACCGUAGGGCGGUGGCGCAUAUAAGCUUAAGUACCCCCGUGGGAGGGCAUAUCUCGGCACCUACUGGCCGGAUGCACGUUCCCGAUGGCUUGCAUGAUUGCUGUGGGUCAUAGCUACACAACACAAGUCAGUUUGUGCCAAUUGAAGCUCUGUGGGCGGAGAUAAGAGCGGUGGCGCAUAUAAGAAAUUGCGCCACCGGUGGCGUAAAUAGACAAACACAAUUAAAAGACGUCAGUGCUAGCGGAUAAAAAUCAAGGUCCCUGGAAGGGGGCCAAAAUUCGAAAAAUGCGCAAUGCGCUUGAUGCGAAUGCCAAUACGACUCUCUCUACAUGUUCUUUCACGAAGACACACAUCUCAGCUACACAAAUGCCCUCGCUCGAACCUAGGAAGCCACUGAUGCAAAGAGCGGAGGACAGCAAAAGGGUUAUUUCAAGCCCAGCCGAAGCCAGGAUAUCGUGGUGUGCUGCAUCUCCCAACUUGAUAACCGUACACUCCCAAGAUCCAACAGUCAUCGUGUCAGCAGCUAGGUGGCUUAAACAAAAUAGCAACACAUAGUCUACACUGCCAUAGCUCCACACAUGCCCUCGCCCGAACCUAGGAAGCCACUGAUGCAAAGAGCGGAGGACAGCAAAAGGGUUAUUUUAAGCCCAGCCGAAGCCAGGAUAUCGUGGUGUGCUGCAUCUCCCAACUUGAUAACCGUACACUCCCAAGAUCCAACAGUCAUCGUGUCAGCAGCUAGGUGGCUUAAACAAAAUAGCAACACAUAGUCUACACUGCCAUAGCUCCACACAUGCCCUCGCCCGAACCUAGCAAGCCACUUGGAAACCACGAGGGAGCCAAGUCCUGCUCGCAGGUUCUCUUGGCUUUCCUUCAGGUUCUCUUGGCUUUCCUUCAGGAGGGGGUAAACACCAGGGCUUUUUCCUUCUUUUUAUUUCUUUUCAUGCCCCACCUUCCUCCUGCGGUGCGUGCUGAAUUUUAUUUUUAUCGCGAGUAAGGGUCCAGUCGUCCCUUUCCCUCGUCAACGGUGCUAACGUCGAAGUCUGGUACUCACGAGAGCUUGUCAGCUAUAUUUCACUUUCACCCGCACAUUUCGUAAAUUUUUCACCCCAUGGGGAUUC
Molecule: messenger RNA, 4254 nt
Organism: Ectocarpus sp. CCAP 1310/34
Lineage: Eukaryota; Phaeophyceae; Ectocarpales; Ectocarpaceae
Source: the annotation of a GenBank genome assembly